AUGGACUUCCUCCUCCUCGACCCACGCAACCGUCUCCGGCUCAUUUGCCGCAACAUGCGUCUCGUGACGUUCCGGCAACUCCAAGCGCACCCCGAGAGCCACCAAAUCGUCGAGCUCCGGACGAUUCUGGCUCGGGUCAGGGAGCUGAACGAGGAGUUCCAUCUCCCGGUUCGCACGGUCGUCUUAUUGUUGGACGCCCUACCGAAACUCCCGGACUUUGAUGGCCCGGAUGUCGAUGAGGAGGAGCUCUGCGAGAGGGCAUUCCAGGGCUUGUCGAGAGCUCGGGACCAUCAUUUGAUGGUCCGACGCCUUCGACGCACCCGCAGGGAGCUUCGUCGUCAAAUCCGUCAAUGGUGA
Molecule: messenger RNA, 357 nt
Organism: Caenorhabditis remanei
Lineage: Eukaryota; Metazoa; Nematoda; Chromadorea; Rhabditida; Rhabditidae
Exons: 4
Coding region: 1-357 (118 amino acids)
Source: RefSeq, a predicted model, not a curated record